UAAUUUUUCAUGUAAUUUUUUUGAAUUUUUUUUCAACUGAUAAGUGAUUUAUGUAGAUUACUACGUGAGUGUGAUGCAUAUCAGUUUACACUGCGCAUUAAAUCAAAAUAAAAUGUAGAACAAAUUAUAACAUGCAAAUCAUAAACAAUUUCAGUGCUACAACAGACAACAAUGAGUACCACAUGAAUAAACAUAAAUGUUGAUUCUUGUUAUUAAAUAUUGUGAUGUGUUUUUGUAUAAAGAAGAUCAACGUUUUUAUCUGUUAAAAAUUGAAUCAAGAAAAGUAUCAAAUUAGUUGCUCUCGAGAUCUACGAACUACCAGUCGAAUAAUGUCAAAUGAAAAAAGGUACAAGUACACAAUAUCCUCAAACAACGGGAUUUUAUCAUCGGAACAAAGGGAUUUUUUUGAAAUUAAUGGAUAUAUUAUCAUUAAACACUUGAUAAAUGAAACCUUAUUGGACCAAUUCAAACAAAGAUUCAUCGAUAUAUGUGAAGAUAAGGUUAACCGAGGAGGAAUAACCGUGAUGAAAGAUAUAUCAUCGGUGAAAAGAAAUCUAAGAGCAAUUUCUAAUGAACGUGUCGUUAAUAAAAUUCAAGACAUUGUAUGGGAUGAUGUAUUCGAACAGUACUUUCUACAUCCAGAAUUACUCGAUUAUGUACAAUGUUUCACGGGAAACAAUAUAAUGGCAAUGCAUUCAAUGUUAAUAAACAAACCCCCGGAUACUGGCUCGAUGACUUCAAGACAUCCAAUGCAUCAGGAUUUGCAUUACUUUGCAUUUCGGCCGGCAGACAGAAUCGUAGCUACGUGGACAGCUAUGCAAAUGGUCACAAAAGCUAACGGGUGUCUGUUUGUUUUGCCAGGUUCACAUGAACAUCCGGGUAUACUUCUUCCGCACGAAUAUCCGGAAUGGAAGGGCGGAGUGAAUAAAGGUUUCCACGGGAUUACCGGGUACGAUAGUUACCAAAAAAAAUAUUUGGAUAUGAAUCCUGGUGACACGGUACUUUUUCACCCAUUACUAAUACACGGAUCUGGACCGAAUACGUCACAAGAAACAAGAAAAGCAAUUUCUUGUCAUUUCGCAUCCUGUGAAUGCCGAUAUAUAGAUGUAACUGGUACAACACAACAAAAUAUCGCUAUUGAAGUCAAAGAAAUAGCACGUCGGAGAGGUUUCAAUGACAUGGACUUCAAAGACUUUUGGAAGUUUCGAAGUCGACUAGUGCGUGGAUUGAAAAUGCAUUUAUAACUCGACCAAAUUACCUGCAAACGCAUAAAUGAUAAAAUAUUAUCUUAUAAAAUUGAGUUAAUAUGAGUUUUACUUACAUGUCAU
Molecule: messenger RNA, 1328 nt
Organism: Myzus persicae (green peach aphid)
Lineage: Eukaryota; Metazoa; Arthropoda; Insecta; Hemiptera; Aphididae
Product: phytanoyl-CoA dioxygenase, peroxisomal-like
Exons: 8
Coding region: 330-1244 (304 amino acids)
Biological process (GO): fatty acid alpha-oxidation
Molecular function (GO): phytanoyl-CoA dioxygenase activity
Source: RefSeq, a predicted model, not a curated record